ACCGCCCAACCGUCUCACUGUUGCGUCCACGCGCGCUCCAGCUUCCUUCCCAUCGCAUGGCCGGGGCAAGCGCGCAGCCCGCGUGGGCGCAGGCGCUCGCAGCGGUGGGCCUCCUCGUCGCGGCGCGCGCCGCGCUGCGCCUUGCGCUGUGGCUCUACGCGGCCUUCCUCCGCCCCGCCAAGCCGCUGCGCCACCGCUACGGCGCCUGGGCCGUCGUCACGGGCCCCACGGACGGCAUCGGACGCGCGCUCGCCUUCGAGCUCGCCGCCGCGGGGCUCGGCCUCGUCCUCGUCGGCCGCAGCCCCGACAAGCUCGCCGCGGUCUCCAAAGAGGUCAGGGCCAGGCACCCCGGCGCUGGGGUGCGCACCUUCGUCCUCGACUUCGCCGCAGACGGGCUCGCCGCCAACGUGGCCGCUCUGGCGGAGUCCAUCCGAGACCUCGACGUCGGCGUGCUCAUCAACAACGCCGGCCACUGCUACCCGUACGCGCGUUACUUCCAUGAGGUUGACGAGGCGCUCACGAGGAACCUGAUACGCCUCAACGUCGAGGCCCUCACGAGGAUGACGCACGCCGUGCUCCCUGGCAUGGUGCAGCGCAAGCGGGGCGCCGUGGUGAACAUCGGGUCCGGCGCCGCCACCAUCCUGCCGUCCGACCCGCUCUACGCCGUCUACGCUGCCACCAAGGCAUAUGUCGAUCAAUUCUCAAGAAGCCUAUAUGUUGAGUACAGGAACAAAGGUAUCGAUGUGCAAUGCCAGGCACCCUGGUACGUGGCGACGAAAAUAGCCUCGAUCAGGCAGGCGUCCCUGUUCGCCCCGUCGCCGGAGACGUACGCCCGCGCCUCCGUGCGCUACAUCGGAUACGAGCCCCGGUGCACGCCUUACUGGGCGCACGCUCUCGUGUGGUUCCUCUUCACCGUCGUCCCCGAGCCCAUCGCAGACAGAUAUGUCCUUGGUGUGUCCCUCGACAUCCGCGACAAGGGACGUGCCAAAGACGCUAGGAAGAAAGCCAUGUGAGUGACAUGCGCGGUGAAAGAAAGGCUCAUACGCUCUCAAAGAUCGACCCUCCGCGUGUUAAAUUCUACUACUCCCUCCGUUUUAAAAUAUUUGUCUUUCUAGACAUUUCAAAUGACUACUACAUACAGAUAUAUGUAGACAUAUUUUAGAGUGUAGAUUCACUCAUUUUGCUCCGUAUGUAGUUACUUGUUGAAAUGCUUAGAAAGACAAGUAUUUAGGAACGAAGAGAGUACAUGCCAACUGUAAUAAGAUGAAUGAUUGCGCAGCUAUUUCGGUUGCCAGUCAUCUUAUCGUGAUGUCCUGACAGUGUGUAUUGUGCUUGCACGUACCACAUGUUUCUUGGAUUUGGAUGGCAUAUGUACCAUCCUGUUCCUCCUAGCUAAUAAAAGGUUGUCUAA
Molecule: messenger RNA, 1411 nt
Organism: Triticum dicoccoides
Lineage: Eukaryota; Viridiplantae; Streptophyta; Magnoliopsida; Poales; Poaceae
Product: very-long-chain 3-oxoacyl-CoA reductase 1-like
Exons: 3
Coding region: 57-1013 (318 amino acids)
Cellular component (GO): endoplasmic reticulum
Molecular function (GO): ketoreductase activity
Source: RefSeq, a predicted model, not a curated record